Molecule: messenger RNA, 1766 nt
Organism: Brassica napus (rape)
Lineage: Eukaryota; Viridiplantae; Streptophyta; Magnoliopsida; Brassicales; Brassicaceae
Product: sm-like protein LSM5
Exons: 5
Coding region: 1309-1578 (89 amino acids)
Biological process (GO): mRNA splicing, via spliceosome
Cellular component (GO): U6 snRNP; U4/U6 x U5 tri-snRNP complex; Lsm1-7-Pat1 complex
Molecular function (GO): RNA binding
Source: RefSeq, a predicted model, not a curated record
UUCGACGUAAGGAGACAACGGACUUCGAGAAAAAACCAGAAGCUAGUAAAGAUAGUUUAUGUAUGCUCAAAAGAGGGUUUAGACAAGAACCUAAGGUCAAGAAAUCAUUUUCACUACCGACCACAAGGAAUUGUGAUUAUCAGAAAAAUAAUGUGAUUAUCAGAACGUGAUAUUGAUAAUCUUUCGGCAAAGAAGAAGCUUAGCUACUCAGAAGCCGUUGCAGAUUGUUGUCAUCGCCGUCAAACAUGGCUUGAUUUGGUUUGGAGAAGGUGAAACCGAAAUUGGGCGACGAAGAAGAAGAAGCCAUGGAGAUCACGUUCUAAUCCUUUUCUAAUGGCAAUGUCUCCUUUCUUAUUUUUCAGCUAUUUUCCUUUUUUUGUUAGUUUUAAUUCCUUCUUUAUUUACUAAUCUUACAUGGCAAUUUGAUUAGUGUUAAUAAUAAAGGUGCAUUUGAGAGUUCACUAUAGGGAUGAAUCUAAGUUUUGUGCCAAAAAUAUCUAAUGUAAGUAUUUGAACUCAAGAAUAUUAAACUAAUUUUAAUUAUGUACUAGAUUUUGGAUCCACUUUUAAAGGAGAGUAUAUUUUUUGUUUUACAUUUUUUUUAGAAAUUUAAUUUUUAUAUUUAUAUUUUUUGUAUUGUAUUUCUCUUAAAUAAUUCAUAAUAAAUUAUAAUAAUUGUAUUAAAAUAGUUGGACAAUACCUAUAUCAAUAGAUCAUGUUCCUCUUUUAAUAAAAUAGAUUUAGAUUUCAAUAGCUAAUUUUUUUUUUGAAAUAUCUAAAUUUUAACGUAAUAUAUAAAAGUAAAUCAUGAGUAUCUACAAAUCUCUAUUUUGAAUGAUUAUGUCACUCUUUUUUUAAAUUCUUAGAUACUCAUAAAAUAUUUCUUAGUGGAAAUGAUCCGAACUUUUUUUGAACAAACGGAAAUGCUCUAACUAGAAGAGUCCACAUAUGGAUUUUCUUUUUUUCAAAAAAAAACUUGUAUUUUUUUUUUAAUCUGAUGAAAUAUUCAAACUUUACAUUAUUGCCAUUUGUAAAAUGUAGUUAUUAUCAACUUGACCCCAGUUUCUAUUUGCUUUUAAUGAAUAUUUGGUGAAGAAAAAAAAAUUAGAUGGAAGGUUUACCUAUAACAUUUAUAUAGUUAAAGGUCGAUCUUGCAAAACAAUAGAUAGUUAGAGGGUCUUCUCGCGUAUUUCUUUAAAUUAAAAACCACUAUACGAUCGUCGUCGUCGUAGUCUAACAAUAACCCUAAAAUCAAAAAGAGAAGAAGCAGAGCAAAAUCGAAACGCUUUCUUUCUUACUCUCUUCGUAAUGGCGAGCAACAAUCCUUCGCAGCUUCUUCCAUCAGAGCUAAUCGACAGGUGCAUAGGGUCGAAGAUAAGGGUGAUAAUGAAAGGAGAUAAGGAGCUCGUAGGUGUUCUCAAAGGCUUCGACGUUUACGUCAACAUGGUCCUUGAGGAUGUCACCGAGUAUGAGAUUACAGCUGAAGGAAGUCGUGUCACAAAGCUUGAUCAGAUUCUCCUCAACGGCAACAACAUCGCCAUUUUGGUGCCUGGUGGAGCUCCAGAAGACGUAGAGUGAGAGGAUUGAUUAGUAUGUUAAAGACUUGUGUGAGGAGGAAAGAUGUAACUUUGGUUUUUAGCAUUUGACUCUUUGUUCACACACAAGUACUAGUUGAUACAUUUUAAAUUCAGAAUUACAAAUUGUUGUGAAAGAGCUUAAGCUUCACACUUUUUUAUUUGACUUAAUGCUUUCAUUGCUUCUCCUUA